Messenger RNA from Mesocricetus auratus (golden hamster), 10447 nucleotides. It is a transcript of the gene Ppargc1b, whose product is annotated as PPARG coactivator 1 beta. Gene Ontology annotation, biological process: positive regulation of transcription by RNA polymerase II. Lineage: Eukaryota; Metazoa; Chordata; Mammalia; Rodentia; Cricetidae. Gene Ontology annotation, molecular function: transcription factor binding; RNA binding. The record is from RefSeq and is a predicted model, not a curated record. Gene Ontology annotation, cellular component: nucleus.
CGCGGUUUUUUCCUGCGGGGGGCUCCGAGACCUGGUCGCCGCGACAGACUCAGAGCAGGGAAAGUGGGGGUGCGACCCCAGGCUCGCACGGCCCCGCCCCCGCAGCCAGCCGGCCUGCCGCAGCCGGGGGCCCGAGCUCCGCCCUCCACCCGCCCGCCAGGCUGCCUCCUCCCUCCUCCUCGCUCGCUCCCUCCCCCGGGCGGGCUCGGCGCUGACUCCGCCGCACGCUGCAGCCGCGGCUGGAAGAUGGCGGGGAACGACUGCAGCGCGCUGCUGGAUGAAGAGCUCUCGUCCUUCUUCCUCAACUAUCUCUCUGACACGCAGGGUGGGGAAUCCGGGGAGGAACAGUUGUGUGCUGACUUGCCAGAGCUCGACCUCUCCCAGCUGGACACCAGUGACUUUGACUCAGCCGAGUACUUUGGGGAACUGCAGUGGUGCCCGGAGACCUCAGAGACAGAGUCCAGCCAGUACAGCCCUGAUGACUCCGAGCUCUUCCAGAUUGACAUUGAGAAUGAAGCUCUCUUGGCUGCACUCACCAAGACCCUGGAUGACAUCCCUGAAGAUGAUGUGGGGCUGGCUGCCUUCCCGGGGCUGGAUGAAGGAGACACACCAUCCUGUGGCCAGGCUUCACCUGCCCCCUUAUCUGCGCCCCCCAGCCCCGCCCUGGAGAGGCUUCUGUCCCCAGUGUCUGAAGUGGAUGAGCUUUCACUGCUGCAGAAGCUCCUCCUGGCCACAUCCUCCCCAACAGCAAGCUCUGACGCUCUGAAGGAGGGGGCCACCUGGUCCCAGGCCAGCCUCAGGUCCAGAAGUCAGCGGCCUUGUGUCAAGGUGGAUGGCACCCAGGAUAAGAAGACCCCCAUGCUGCGGUCCCAGAGUCGCCCUUGUACGGAACUGCAUAAGCACCUCACCUCGGUGCUGCCAUGCCCCAAAAUGAAAGCCUGCUCCCCAACCCCACGCCCAAGUCCUCAGCUCCUCUCCAAGAAGGAUGAGGAGGUGGGGGAGGAUUGCCCAAGCCCCUGGCCAGCAGCUCCAGCCUCUCCCCAAGACUCCCUAGCACAGGACAGGGCCAGCCCCAGCUGUGCCCAGGCUCCCCAGGAGGAUGUGAGGUCCAUGGUACAGCUCAUUCGCUACAUGCACACCUACUGCCUGCCCCAGAGGAAGUUUCCCCAGCAGGCCACAGAGCUGGUCCCCCAGCCCUGCAGCAGCCCCUCCAGGCAGGCCCCACCCCCGUCCCGGCAUCCCCCCAAAGCCUUCUGGACUGAGUUCUCCAUCCUGAGGGAACUUCUGGCUCAAGAUGUCCUCUGUGAUGUCAGCAAGCCCUACCGCCUAGCCACACCUGUCUAUGCUUCCCUCACACCCAAAUCCAGGCCCAGGCCCCCCAAAGACAGUCAGACCUCCCCUACCCACUCUGCCAUGGCCGAAGAAGUGAGAAUCUCCGCUUCCCCCAAGAGCACUGGGCCUAGACCCAGCCUGCGCCCUCUGAGGCUGGAGGUGAAGAGAGAUGUUAGCCAGCCUUCCAGGCAAAAGCAGGAGGAGGACGAGGAGGAGGACGAGGAGGAAGAGGAGGAAGAGGAAAAAGAGGAGGAGGAAGAGGAGUGGGGCAGGAAGAGACCAGGCCGUGGCCUGCCAUGGACCAAACUAGGGAGGAAGUCGGACAGUUCUGUGUGCCCUGUGCGGCGUUCCAGGAGACUGAAUCCAGAGCUGGGCCCCUGGCUGACAUUCACUGACGAGCCCUUGGGUGCUCCGCCCUCGAUGUGCCUGGCUACAGAGACCCACAGCCUGGAGGAGGAGCUGGGCAGCCUCACAGACAAGAGUGAAGACCAGCAGCUCCCCCAGCGGCCCCAGAUCCCAGCCUUGGAAAGCCCCUGUGAGAGUGGGUGUGGGGACACAGAUGAGGACCCAAGCUGCCCACGGCCCCCUUCCAGAGACUCCCCCAGGUGCCUCACGUUGGCUUUGUCACAAAGCGACCCUCUUGGCAAGAAGAGUUUUGAGGAGGCCUUGGCGGUGGAGCUGUGUGGCACGGCAGGACUCACUCCACCCACCACACCUCCAUAUAAACCCAUGGAGGAGGACUCCUUCAAGCCGGACACCAAGCACAGCCCAGGCCAAGACACGGCUCCCAGUCUCCCCUCCCCCGAGGCUCUUCAGUGCCCAGCCACCCCAGGGGCCUCCCACAAGCUGCCCAAGAGGCACCCGGAGCGAAGCGAGCUCCUGUCCCACCUGCAGCACGCCACAGCCCCGCCAGUCUCCCAGGCGGGACAGAAGCGCCCCUUCUCCUGCUCCUUUGGAGACCAUGACUACUGCCAGGUGCUCAGGCCAGAGACUGCCCUGCAGAGGAAGGUGCUGCGCUCCUGGGAGCCAGCUGGGGUCCAUCUUGAGGACUGGCCCCCGCAGGGUGCCUCCCUGCCAACUGAGACAAAGGCCCCUAGGAGGGAGGCAGAGCAGAGCUGUGACUCUACCCUCCAGGACAGCACGCAGCUGAGAGACCAUGAGAUCCGUGCCAGCCUCACAAAGCACUUUGGACUGCUAGAGACCGCUCUGGAGGAUGAAGACCUGGCAUCCUGUAAAAGCCCGGAGUACGACACCGUGUUUGAGGACAGCAGCAGCAGCAGUGGCGAGAGCAGCUUCCUGCUGGAGGAGGAAGAAGACGAGGGAGGGGAGGAUGAUGAUGAAGGAGAGGACUCCUCAGGGGUCAGCCCUCCCUGCUCGGACCACUGCCCCUACCAGAGCCCGCCCAGUAAGGCCAGCCGGCAGCUCUGUUCCCGCAGCCGCUCCAGCUCUGGCUCCUCAUCCUGCAGCUCCUGGUCACCAGCCACCCGGAAGAACUUCAGACGUGAGAGCAGAGGGCCCUGUUCAGAUGGAACCCCACGUGCCCGGCAUGCCAGGAAGCGGCGGGAAAAGGCCAUCGGCGAAGGCCGUGUGGUAUACAUCCGAAAUCUCUCCAGUGACAUGAGCUCUCGGGAACUGAAGAAGCGCUUCGAGGUGUUUGGGGAGAUAGUAGAGUGCCAGGUGCUGACAAGAAGUAAGAGAGGCGAGAAGCAUGGCUUCAUCACCUUCCGGUGUUCGGAGCACGCUGCCCUGUCCCUGAGGAACGGCGCAACCCUGAGGAGGCGCAAUGAGCCCUCCUUCCACCUGAGCUAUGGAGGGCUCCGGCACUUCCGCUGGCCCAGAUACGCUGACUAUGAUCCCACAUCUGAAGAAGUCCUUCCCUCAUCUGGGAAAAGCAAGUAUGAAGCCAUGGAUUUUGACAGCUUACUGAAAGAGGCCCAGCAGAGCCUGCAUUGACAUCAGCCUUAACCUUCGAGGAAUACCUCAAUACCUCAGACAAGGCCCUUCCAAUAUGUUUACGUUUUCACAGAAAUAAGUAUAUGAGAAGGAGAGCGAGCCAAUGAGCGAGCGUGAGAGAACACACGUGAGAGAGAGAGACUUGAAUCUGCUGUCGUUUCCUUUAAAAAAAAAAUCAAUGUUUACAUUGAACAAAGCUGCUUCUGUCCGUGAGUUUCCAUGGCGUUGAUGUUCCACUGCCACACGAGUGUCCUCGCUUCCAGCGGAUCGUCCUGGGUGCGCUUCCAGCGGAUCGUCCUGGGUGCGCCUCAAUGUGCUGUCAGUCAUCUGUCCCUCCCGCCCGACUGACUUCCUUCUGUAGACUUGAGCUAUGUUCCCCAUAACAUCUUCUGUCUGUAGUGUGUGAUAUGAAAUUGUUACUUGUGAAUAGAAUCAGGAUUAGAAACUCAUUUUUAAUUGAAGAAAAAAAAAGUAUAUCCUUAAGAUAAACGUAUUUAUGGCUCAGAUAUACUGUGCCUGGGGUUAUUGUAUUGCUUCCUUGAUUGUUUAACUAUGCACUGUCAUGAGGUGUUUGCUACUGAGCUGCGCUGCUCCCCUGGCCGUGUAUUCCUGGAGGUGUUGGGUGGCCACUGGGUCCCCAGGAAAGAUUGGGUUGCAGUCCCGGGUAGGAAGAGUGGAGAGAGGUGUCCAGGUGUCCUCCACCAAGCCCCAGUGUCUUUUAUUUUAUUUUAAGUGAGUUCCACUCAAGCUGUAAUGAGAAUUCCUUCCCCCUAUCCGACUCACACUUGGAGAGUGCCUGUCUUUAUUGCUCAGAGCCAUGAGUGCCUGUAGGGAAAGAGGACAGUGCUCUGUGAGGUGGAGUGUCUUGCCCAAGGUUCCAUGGCCAGGCAGUGUACAGAGCAGUAAUCCACACCAUGCCUCCUGACUCCAGGCCCCAGCCUGCUGUAGUAGUUAGCAUAAAAAUGCAAAAGUCAGAGGCUGGGGUUAGCUGAGUUGAACAAUAGGCUAGAAGCUUAGUAGUAGCUUAUUGGAGAAAUAGGUCAACAGUUCACUCACCAGCAUUAAGGCAAAUUCAAGCUUCAUUCAGCACUGGCUCAGGUGUCCCUCUGCUUUGAUCCUCCAUGUCCCGUGACUUAUCCUGCCUGUGGAUACUCCUCAAGGCUUUGAGACACCUGCAAGUGGUACACAGACUUCACCAAGGAGCCGUCAUUUUGGGCAGGGAGGGCAAUUGAUAGCCCGUACUAUAGCCUACUGCUGUCCUUACUGUCCCUCCUCUGUAAAGGUGCAGGAUGAGGGGUGUACAGGUUGGAGGUGGACAAGGCACUCCCAAGGAGCAUUCACAGUGGAGUCCCCUUCAAACUGUUCUUGACCACUGUCAAAGCCAUAUCCAGUAUGGGUUCCUGGGGGUCUUUCAUGAGGGAGAACCAGCUAGGCAGAACAUCCACUCUAAUGCUUCAUAUAGAUCAGUCCUCCUUGGUCUUGUGACAUUUUCUUUCUUAUUCCCCUGCCCCUCAAUGUUCUGCCAAAUAAGAAAGUUUGAAAGUAAAUGAUUCAUUAAAUUAACCAAGCUAAAUUAAUCUGCUAUUAAUCCCAGGCUUAUUCUUUUGAGAAUUGGUGUUUUGUUGUUGUUGUUGUUUUAAGAUUUCAAAAUACCUUAGUAAAGAAAGUGAGCCCCAUGAUCUUAUGCUUGGUGUUGGGAAUACUCUCCACCCGUAGAUAAAACUGGAGGAGACUGUCUUUAGCAGAAAUAGGGAAACAGACUAUCUGUGUGUUAAAUCUGUUGACCUCCCUAAACCCAGAUUCCUUUUCUGUGAAAUAGACUGAAGGGCACAAUUAGACAGUAGAUGUCUUAGCUUCUGCUCAGGCAGAAUCUAGUCAGUUAUGACUCCCACAUCCUUGGUCAAUGCAGACAUACUUAAUUAUCAUAGCACUAAUUUUUUUGUGUGUGGGGAAGCCUGGUUGUGCUAUUAGAAUCUUUAACACAGUGCUCUGGGCAGGCAUUACUAAUUGGUUGUUUAAUUUAUUUGAUGCCCUGAUCUAGUGGUAGUCUUUGGAAGACUACCUUUGUAGAGCCAUAUGCUGGCUGGUUUUUAUGCUUACCACAUCUCUGUCAUGACCUCGUCCCUGGGGGCAGGGUACCCUUGAAGCCAUUACUUGGCAAAAGACUUCCCAAUACUGUUAACAACAUAGUAUAGAGAGGGGAGGGAGAAUAGCAAACAGGAAUAUAACUGGAGAAGGUGUGGCUUCUAAGGAUAGAUCCAAAAAGAGACUCUUCAAAGCACAGACCCAGUCGUUCUGAACUCCUUUAUAGUUAUCCAUUGCCUAGCGCAUAGUAGACACAUGGAAAACGGGGUAUAGAACGGAGCCAAAUUAAAGCUCUUCACUUACCUCCACUAAAACUUGGGCUCUAAUCAUGGCAGAAAGCGAGUGUUUACUGAAAUUACCUGAUGGAAAAGAGAAUAGAUUUAAUCUGGAGAGCCAUUUGAAUUCUGACCCCACCAAGAUCUUCUUCCUGGGCCUCGGAGUGUAGGCGUUGUCCGGAAAACCCUAAGCUCUUCCUAUUCACACCCAGUUACACUGAGCCAGAUGAUGGUUGCUGGGGUAAAAGAACAAAUUCUUAGCAAACAGUAAGUCUCUCUCCCCAGCUAGGGUUAACUGGAGCUGCUCAGUCACUUCACUCGAAGUCACUUAGAUGUUGGCUCUUGAGCAAAGCAGAGCUUUGAGCCUGGAGUUGGUGCCUGAUGUCCCAUCGGUCACGCUGAGAGCUGACGCCUAUCAAGGGUUUCUGGUAUCCUCCACUAACCCUCUCAUAAAAACAGGCUACCAGGUCUGCAAAUGACCAGUCCUGUAGAUGACCUCUCUCGGAAGAUUCACUCGGUGCUGCAUAUAACUUAACCAAGGAGACUGUCAGGCCCCUCCAAGACCAUUUGGUCCUUUUCCCAUUGAAUCAAUGAGUAACCCAGAGGGAGCAGCUGCUAUUGGCAACCAUCUCAUUGUAACUGUCCUAAUGUGUCUCAAUGAUGUUUACGUGUGAUUGCCAUACAGCUUCCUAGACUGUUGGCAGCCGCCCAGGGAGGGCAGGCUCCGUGUCAUCUCUGUGCUGUGCCGGUAUUUUUCUAGAAAUGUCCAAUCCAACCACUAAGUGGAAUUCUUCCAUCUCCUUCCUCAGUCAGUACAAGGCUGAGUCAGAGUCCUCUCUCUCGGUGUGUGUGUGGGGGACUCUGGUUACCGAAGGAAAAUGCAUCAUAGGUAAAGAAUAUGAGUGGAUGGAGUACAGCUAGGGUCCCUACUCCCCAUCCCCCUGGCAUACAUUGUGGCCCCCACUAGACAAAUGCUCGGAGUCAGGAAGCCGUCCUACGCCUGUGUCCAUCCGUUGACCUUGUAUCAUGCGGUGAACAGCAAGACUCCAGGGAUGGGAGGAGUACUCCGAGCCAGCCACGAAGACUUGGCCCUCAAGUCCUAACGUGGGAAGACAUGCAGUUAGAUGUCCUUUGUGACCUCAAGCCUUACAGGUCAGUGUUUUGGGUGAAGGUGUGAUAUGCCUGCCACGGCCACUAUGCAGGUAGUAAAUGGAGAGAAAGUACAGGUGGCUCUUUUUGCAUGGCCAGCUGUAUUCAGGGUCUGUCCCAGCCUCUGAGGUCUGCUCACCUCUCAGCUGACCCUGCUGCUGCAAAUGCUGAGCACCUCUCUCUGAACCAGAGUCUCCCUUACAGGGUGUGUGACGUGACUCACUGGGGUCAAAAGGGUUGUUCUUGACAUUCGGUUUUCAGCGGUUGAGAUCAGCUUGAGAAAGCCAUAUUCCAGUGUCACGUGUGACGUUGGAAAGGGAUUGCGUGUGUAAUAGUAAAUAGUGUGAGCCUGCUGGUUUCAUUAGCCAAAGAAAAGGGAUCCCUUCACCCUUCCCACUGGGGCAGAAGGAAACUAACCACUAUUUAUGUGCAAUAUGUUGAUGCAACUCUCCAAAUCCCUGAGGGUUUUGCAUACAGGAGAUGAGCUCCAGGGCUGUUUGAAGAGUCUGGGGAUACAGGGUAAGUGCAGGGAGAGCCUGGGAUAAAAACUUUCAUGUACAGAGAUGGCCUUGGCCUAGAACAGAUGGGAGUGUGGGCAGGGUGCCCCUGACAUUAGCUGCAGAACACCGGGUCACCCGGGAAGUAGCUAAUCAGACACUUUGCACUCAUCGACAAAAGCACUUUGAGAAACCUAACACUUGAGCCUUGCUCCACAUUCUCCUCCGGCAAAUAUGUGUAUCCUUUACCUAUGUGAGGUGCUGUCCUAAAGGCUGGGUGAGAGGGUAGGGAAGGGGGCUAGUGUGGGGAAGAAAACAGGCGUCUUCCAAGGCGGAAGUCAUGAGAGCCUGCAGCCAGCCAGUCCUUGGCUGUCCUCUUCACUAGAAGCCCAAGAAACAGGAGGAUAGGGGUUUACAUCUUGGGACCCACUUUUGUAAAGACUAAAAAGCAGCCCAGCCAAUUGCAACGCUUUGUGGCGCAAUCAUUUCACUUGCUGUCUGACCUUCCACCCUGUUCCUUGAGCUCUUGAGCUAGCAAAUGAAGCUAUCCAAUGAUAAUAGCAUUCUCAUCCGGGAGCCAAGGGCAACCCAGAGUUCCACUCUCUGGCUAGCUCAGGGUUGGCGGGUGGGGAGGGGGGCACUUUCUAUAAGGUCAUCAGCCUCCAUCAGGAUGAGAUCCACAUAGUCCUGGCUGAGGUGCCUUACAUGAAGAGGCUAGCUUGCCAGGACAGACCCAAGCCAUAGUUUCUUGUGGGGAUGGCAAGGAAUUAACCCCUCACUGGGCUCGUUGAUAACUUCCGGUCUUGCAUUGGCCUUGUCAUCAUCCCCACCGAACAGCUUUUAAUCUGAAUGUUGUGACCACUUGGCCGUCUCUUGCUUGCUUGCAGAUAAUACUAGCAAUACACUUGUUUUCCCCAAACAGCUCAACUUAGACAGUUUUCACACAUUGCUUUCAAAUGAUUGUAAAACACAUGGGAUAACAGGAGGCAUGGAUCACACUGCAUAUGUUUAGGGCAGCUUUUGUUUUUUAAUCUUUAACGGUAUAGCAGCAGUGACCAAGCCUUUGGAAUUUGGGGAGACAGAUUUUCAUGAAGCCAUUUAAUCAGAAUGCCUUGCAUAUCGGAAGGAGUACAGACAUCCAAAUACCCACACUGAGGGGCUUGCAGCGUAUGAUUUGGUAGAUCUCCACUGUAAACAGCUCCUCUGAAAGGUAUUCAUGUGGCUCCAACCCCUUUGUGCCAUAUUAUUUUUUUGUCAAAGGAUUCUCCAAGGAAGCCUUAGCAAGCCUCCUUGCUCCCUUUGGCUGGCCUUGGGUAGUGUCCUUGUGGUGGUGAUUAGCCAGCACUUUGCCUUAUCAAUGUGUGGUCACCAGUCAAUGACUGGUGUCAACUGGCCACCAAGACGGAAGGCAAAACUAAGUUCCUUUGGUCAGUCACCAUGCCGGCCAACAUUAACUUGGCAGUGAAAUACAAUGACACAAGUGAGUUGUCUUAUGUGUUCAGUACCAAUUUGGAACAUCAGCAACUACCUAGAUGCCGAUGCAGUCUGGGAAAUACACUAGUUAUCCUGUGGUAGAAGAGAUAGGGUUGAACCCUGAAUCCAGGUGUCCAGAGGGGUUUACUAUAACUGCAAUACUGGCAGCCAAGCUGCCAACCUUGUUAAGUGAACCUCUGCUAGGUGACUUACAUGGUACCUUUGGGACAAGUAAAGUUGGCUAUGAGGAUUGGGGGAGAAGGGGCCCUGGCCAUGACCACUGAAUAGCCAAACAGGUUUUGUUUUGUUUUCUUAAUUUUUUUUGUGUUUUGUAUUUUGUAUUUUAAAAUCUUGUCAGAUGUUUUUAUGUUAGGAAUAAUAAGUCAUAAACUGUUCCCACCUUGGUUUCUGAAGGGGUGUUCUGAUUCCAGUUGAAACAGGUUGGAGAUCUCAAGGGAAGCAUGGUCUGGAGAGUACAUGGGACAGGGCAGUGGAACGCACCUGGGUUUCUAGGUGGUUGCUGAGGAAGCUGACCAUCUGGAAGUCCACAGUGCAGUCCAUUGCAGAGAUUCACGCCGGCCUUCUUGUCUCCUGAGUCCCGUGAGCACUGGCCUGAGCAUGUGCUUCAAUGAGAAGCAGCUGCUGAGGUUAGAAGCAAGGCUGUCUGGCUCCCCAAGCCCUUCGUUCCAGGAGAUGCUGUCAGUAGCUAGCCUUAAUUGACUGGGCAAGGUGGUUCCUGUGCUCCCUUCCAGCAGUUCCAAAUCUUGGACUCAAAAACUCGUUUCUCUUAGCGUGACCAUGCAACCUAGAGAAUUUUGAGCAAUAGGGAGCCAGGGAAAGCCCUGGCUCUGUGACAGGGUCAAACCAGGGAAUGGCUAAACUUGAGAAGUUUUGUCAUACCCAGGAUACAAUUGUAAGGGGGCAUUGUGUAUUAGGGAGCUCAACAAGAUAACUGUAGCCUGGGGUAUGUGAAUGUAAGGUUGUGUUUGUGGGUGUGUGUGCACGCACGGAAAGAAAACAUUAGAAUAAACUUGUGCGUGCGUGCGUGUGUGCGUGUGUGUGUGUGUGUGUGUGUUACAUUGAUGCAUUUCUUGAGAAAGGUGCAAGAAUUUCACCUAUACAGAGGGACACAUCUGCUUUAUUAUUUAUAAUAGAAGCUAAAUUUUAAUUUUUUAAAGGACACCGCUAAUGAUUGAAAAUCGAGUUUUUAGUUUUGCUAUUUUUUUUAAUUGGUAGAAGAUUUUUAUAUAUUUUUCCCAUUUCGUUGGGUUGUGUCCUUAUUUAUAUAAAUACUUUAUCCGUGAGUGGCGAGGAAGAAGACUUCUUUGCUCUUAAUUAUUGUGGUUGUCAUUGUCCCUAUUUUAUUUCCAGUGUGAUUUAUCUGUCUUACCUUCUAAAUGAGAAACUGUUUUCCUGUAUUUGUACAUUGUCAGAUUCUAUAGUUUCGUAGAUAAUUUAACCAAAUUGCUCUAUGUAUUAUUAUUCUGUGAGUAUAAAGUUCUAUUUUAACGUCUGUAAAUACUUCAGAACUGGUUUCUUUUCUCGGCUCCUGCUGGGAGCUAUUGUUUACAUCACAAAAAAAAACUGUAGAAUCUCUAUGCUCAUGUACUGUAAAUAGUGAAGUGAUCUGCUUAUAAAUAAACUGAACAAAUACACUAUGGAAAUUAAAAAAAAUGCCACCCA